Messenger RNA from Alligator mississippiensis (American alligator), 4576 nucleotides. RefSeq names its product BCLAF1 and THRAP3 family member 3 (gene BCLAF3). The coding region runs from base 138 to 2291 and encodes 717 amino acids. Gene Ontology annotation, biological process: positive regulation of transcription by RNA polymerase II. The transcript has 12 exons. Lineage: Eukaryota; Metazoa; Chordata; Crocodylia; Alligatoridae. The record is from RefSeq and is a predicted model, not a curated record. Gene Ontology annotation, molecular function: DNA binding; transcription coregulator activity. Gene Ontology annotation, cellular component: mediator complex.
GUGUCCCGUGCGCAUGCGCCGGCUGCGGGAGCGGCGCCCGCCCGCCCGGCGCGGAGGGGCCUGGCAGCGCCUUUGUCCCCGGGGCCUCGGAGCCGCCCGUGGGGCAGCUUUAAGAAACUGGCGUAAUUUGCAAAAAGAUGGUUAGGUCUAGAUCCAGAUCACCAAGGUGGAAACAGAGGUCCUUAUCGCCAGCAUUUAGAAGUCCAGAACACCAUAGGCAAAGGCAUGCUCAUAUUAAUUACAACUGUGAAUAUAAGGGCUUUAGGAGGGACCUGAAGAAAUCUAUGCCUUGGAGAGCAGAAGAUGGAAAAUAUGGACAAAGCAAUUCUAGAUUUGCACCUAAUGGGAAUAACCACCACAGGAUUUAUGAACAUAGGUCACCUUCACCAAGUCUAAAAAGAAUUCCUUUAGAAGAUGCAUAUAGUCAUAAACCCUAUAGAACACAUUCAUCAGAAAGGAAUGAAAGCAACAGGAGAUACCAGUUACCACCCAAAUACUCAGAAAUAGUAUACAAAGAACAUGAUCGACCUUUUUACUCGCACAAAAUGGAAGAUAGAUAUGUGCCUGAGCACUACAGAGUCACUGGAAAUGAAAAAGGAAUGAAACCUUUUUAUAGACCAUUAGGGGAUUCUUGUAAAUUUGAAAGAAAAUGGUAUGAAGAUGACUUGAGGCACCAGAGGCUACAUGAAGACAAGUAUGGUCAGUCACCUAGAAGAGUUUCUGAAGAAUUUACAGCAAGGAGCUCUUUACAGAAGAGGUAUCCUGAGGAUCGGGAUUACAGAGAAUAUGGGCACACGUCUAAAAGGGCUAAAGAAAUGGAGAGGUAUGACGGUGGAGAAGUAAGAAAUCCCAAGUGGAAGGAUGAUCGUUCUUUUCCACUCUACCAAGAAAAGGAGGAACAAAGAACCCUUGGUCCCCAAGUUCAUCGGCCUGCUGAAAGGGAGUACACAGAGAGUUCUGUUAUGAAGACAGCAUAUGAAUAUAGUCACAAACGUCAUAGACAGCCAGAUGGGGAAAAAUCAUUUUCAGAUGAUAGAGCUCAGAAGUAUGUAAAGCAGGAAGACCAAAAAUAUAAUUCUUCUAAGGGUGCUCGGGAUAGCAAAGAGCUAGAUUAUUUUAGUGGUGGAAGAGUGAGACAGACUGAAGAGGGGCAUAUUGAAGUACCCAUUAAAUAUAGCUCAAAGAAAGGCUGCAAUGCAUGUGCUAACUCUUACAAAAGUGAUGUUGAUCUGAGACCCUUUAACAAACAGAAGGAAAGAGUAAGGAAAGAAGGGGAUUUCAGGAAAAAAGUAGAUUCUUCCAAUAGCCAGCAUGAUACACAUCAUACAGUUUCAGAUACGAAAAUGUCAGAGGUCAACUCUAGGAGGGAGCGGCUCACAAUCAAAGUGGAUAUGAAGAAAAUGGUGAACAAGUCCAGGGCUGCUUCUAGCCAUACCACAGAGAGGCAGAUGUCACAUGACCUGGUUGCAGUUGGCAGAAAAAAUGAAAAUUUUCAUCCAGUCUUUGAGCACAUGGAAUCUGUGCCACAGAAUGUUGAAAAUAACCCAUCAAGAGAAUUUACUCAGGAAAUAAUUAUGAUAAUCCAUCAAGUUAAAGCAAAUUAUUUUACAUCCUGUGACCUAACAUUGCAUGAACGCUUCUCCAGAAUUCAAGAUAAACCAGUUGCAAACCUAAAUGAAGUCAAAAUGCAUUCAGAUCCAGAAAUUCACAGGAGAAUUGAUAUGUCUUUGGCAGAACUUCAGAGUAAACGAGCUGUGCCAUGUGAAUCUGGACAGACAGUUGUACGAGUUCUAGAAGAUCCAAAUGAUCUACGUCAUGAUAUAGAAAGAAGGAGAAAAGAAAGGCUGCUGAAUGAAGAUGAGCGAACGUUUCACAUAAAUGAUGUAAAUAAAAGGAACAACCAGAGCUGCAGCUUUUUGAAAUUACGGAACUCCCAAAUUGAUGGAUUCCAAAAGCCUAUAAGGUUCCUAAAACCACCUUUCAGGAAAUUUAUUAGGAAGCCUCACAUAAAUUCUUAUUAUGCUGUAAAAACAAAUGAUAUCUUUACUCCCAGACGAAUUAGAGGACACCUUGAAAAUCCUGGACCCAUCAGAAAACCAUUUAAGACUAACUUUACAGAUGGUCGGUUGCAACCCCAUUAUAAAUCAGGCUUAGUACAGAAGGGUUUAUAUAUUCAAGCUAAGUACCAGCGGCUGCGUUCUGCUGGUGUAAGGGGAUUUACCACUAAUAAAUUCAGAGAAGGAUUUUUGAGGAAAGAAAAGGGACCGUCAAACAUUGUCAGAGAAACCUGAACUUUGAUGCUGACGUUGAGACAUAACGAUAAUAACUCACAAGGGAACAUCUGUUUGUUUUUUGACAACUUUGCCAGGAAUUAAAAUAGGAUAAAUGGAACUAACAGUGUAGCUUUCUCAGAAAAAAUGACCUUAUUUUUCAGUAGUGGAAUGCUGCAGAACUUUUUUACAGUUUUAACAAUUGCUUUUAAAUUACAGUACAGUAUUUAGUUGAAAAGUUGUAGUAUGGUACUUUCAGUUCCUUUUUGCAAACAAGUUUCAAGAACAGAAAUCACUGAAGGGAGUCAUAUUUAUUGAAUACUUUUCUCUAAGCAUGAUUUUAUUAAUAGAAAUUGAGUUGUUAUACCCAGAGGUUUAUAUGUUGAAAAGUUUAUUGCUUGUGUAAAAAAACAAAAACAAAUAAAAAAAAGAAAAAGAAAGUAAAGAGAGAGGAAAAAAAAGUGCCUGAAUUGUUCAGUGAUAGCACAUUAGCUCAGGACUCUCCAAGCAAUGACCUUUUAGGUUGUGCAAUAGACCUUACCUCUCUUUUCAGUUAUUUCCCUAGGAAAAUAUUUGUAUUACUUCUGCUUGCUUUUUUUUCAGUUGGGUGUUUGACUUACAAAUGCAUAUACGUUUGUAAAUAAAUUGUUAGAAAUGUGUGACAAUUUCCAGCAUUUAAUCAAAAUGUGUGGUAAUGGGUAGGUAUAUAACGUACUGCAUAGCAGUAGUUUAUAAAUGCACUGAGAGCAUGCUUGGGACUGUUAGAGGAUUAGUUGGCCUGUAUUCAGAAAUACCCUAGUUCACCAUAUGUUUGUGAGAGAUGUUCUUAAUCGAGCAGCACAUUUUCUAAAAUUUUGCCACAAAUAGGCUUGGAAGGUAUGUGUUUAAAAAGAAGUCUUUAAAAAGCAUGUCUUCUGACAAAGCUGUCUGAAGCAAUUUCACCAAUUAACGCAGAAAGCCUGUAACUUUUAAAAAAUUAAAAUCCCAGUCACUCCUCAAAGUUUAUCCCACUACAAUGUUAUGCUACAUGCAAAAAUCAAGUAGGCCGACAAAUGCUCAGCCCAAUACGGUAUUUUCUGUUUAUAGUUAGAGCCUUAAUAUAUAUUAAUAAGUUUGUAUGUGUUUCAUAUUUUUUAUUCCAAGCACAUUAAAGACAAAUGUCUAGUAGCUUCCAGGGAAGACUUUCUAAUUUGUUAUAAAAAUGUUGUCAUUAAAUCAUUUUGUGUAUUUAAAAAUUCUCUCCAAGGUUAUAGUAGCCAUAAAAGUGCAGCAAAUAAUUCUGUUUAUGGAUUGUAUUAAGGUAUUUGGCAUGCUUAACACGUGAAAUGUCAGAAGGAAAAUUCACUCUUCUUUUGGUAAAAUUACACUAUGGACUACAGGGGUUUAGGUUGUAGCUGUGUUGGUCUAAGGAUAUAGGCAGACAAGGUUCCUUGGGUGAAUUUGAUAUCUUCUAUUAGACCAACCCAAAUGGUUGGAGAAUAGUUAUUAAGCAAGCUUUCGGGUUCAAAAACCCUUCGUCAGGCUAAGGACACUGCAGCAGUUGCUGCGUGCUCUGUUUUAGUACAGUAUGAUGAAAUCUAACUAAAAACCGUUCAUAUAUAAUUGGGCAUACAUCUUCAGUCUUUACAAAGAAGGAAAAUUGAGCGGGGAAGAGGCAGGGAAUCAUGGUUAUAACUGAUUUAAUACUAAGUAUAGAUAAAAUUCUCAAUUUUGCCUUUCCAAAAAGCAGAGUGUUUAGUUUAGAUAACAGGCACCCCUGCCUCCUUUCUUCAGUAACUUAUACUAAGUUUUUAACGGGUUGUGGUCCAUAUAAAUCGAGCAGAAAGCUGAAGUAGAAGAAAUAUUUUUUCCUUUCAGAACUAUGUAAUAACAUAGUUAUUUAGUAUUAACAUAUAGCCUAUUUAGUAACAUAGCCUAUUUAGUGUUAGGCUACAUAAAGUGAAUCUGUUCAAAUCUAGGCCUACUUUGCUUAAAUUCUGAGUAGCUAUUCACACCAAAUGAAUAGAGUGUAGAAAAGCUGAAUGUAGAAAAGCACUUUUAAAUAAACAUGUACACAGCAGAAAAUAAACUGUUCAAGCGGCUCUGCGUUAUCUGGCAGAAUAGUACUAUUUCUGUAAUAUUUUUAUUUUGCAAAAAAUCUUGGCAAAGAAUUGUUUUGAGCAAGUGGAAAAGUAUGGUUACAUGUGGAAACAUCUGUAUCAUGACUGUUUUGUUGCUGUUGUAUGAGAGUGUAUGCAUUUUGGUUUAUCCAGUUCAUACAACUUACACAAAAAUCCAGCUUUAGAAAUAUGAAUAACUUCUCCAGU